AUGAUAGUAUCGGUGAUCUCAAAGAUAAAGACAAGAAUUCUUCUCUUCUUUCUUCUUUACCUUUUGUUAUCUUUCAACAACUUCCACAUCUGUUUCUUCUCUCGGAAGUACAACGAUCCUUAUUGUAUCACGGCCGGUUCUAAACCUGGUUUUCAAAUAAGUUCUGAACAAAAUGAAUCUUUCACCGGAGAUAGAGUUUCCGGUGAUCACACGAAGAUUCUUCGCAGUGGAGAUACAAAGGGGUAUGAUGAUCUUCUUGAACAAGAAGACAAACCCAAGAAUAUUGGUCUAGUUUCUGAUCAAGAAGACAAACCCAAGAACAAGGCUGGCCUCUAUUCACUCAUUGACCUAAAAGCCGAGGAAGAAUACAGCAAAUACAUCAAACCUAAGAGUGAAGGAGAGAGAUAUGCGUUAAGGGCAGCCGUCAAGUAUCUUUACCUACAGAGAUCAUGGCUAGCUCCUGGAGAUGAAAACAUCAAUAAAACGCUGUCGUGUGAAGUAGUCCCAAACGCCGUGUUUUCGUGUAGUGGGUUUAGAACACACAUGUAUUCUCUUCAGCCUAUCUUACACUCUAGGGUUUUGAAGCAUCCUUGUAGGGUUUACAACGAAACCCAAGCUAAGCUCUUUUAUGUUCCAUACUAUGGCGGUUACGAUGUUUUGAGAUGGCAUUAUAGGAAUGUUUCUGACGAUGUUAAAGAUCGGUUGGGGAUCGAGGCUUUAAAAUGGCUUGAAUCAAAGGAAUCAUGGAGGAGAAACGCUGGUAAAGAUCAUGUGUUUGUUCUAGGAAAAAUUACUUGGGAUUUUAGGAGAGAUAAGGUCCCUUGGGGCUCAAAGUUCCUUGAGCUACAAGAAAUGCAAAACCCUACCAAGCUACUCAUCGAAAGACAACCAUGGCAGGUCAACGACAUCGCCAUUCCUCACCCGACCUAUUUCCAUCCGCAAACAGAUGACGAUAUCAUCAGCUGGCAGAUCAAGAUCGCAAGUAAACCUCGCCGGAAUCUAGUAAGCUUCGCAGGAGGUGCAAGACCUGGUAACCCGGAUAACAUCCGAUCAACUCUAAUCGAGCAAUGCGUGUCUUCAAGUUCCAACCAAUGUUGGUUCUUGAACUGUACAAACCGAAGCUGCAUGAAUCCGAAGAAUGUUCUUGAUUUGUUUCAAGAUUCGGAGUUUUGUCUGCAGCCGCCUGGAGAUAGCGCAACUAGGAGAUCGGUGUUCGACUCACUAAUCUCCGGUUGCAUUCCGGUGGUUUUUACUCCGUACACGGCUUAUUACCAGUACGCGUGGCAUCUUCCUGAGGAUCAUCGGAGAUACUCAGUGUAUAUAAGCGAACAAGAUGUGAAGGAAAAGAGAGUACAUGUGGUGGAGAUAGUGAAGGCAAAAACUCUAAGUGAGAAAGAGGAAAUGAGAAGUUACAUUGUUCAUCAGCUUUUGCCUGGUUUGGUCUAUGGAGACUCUAACGCUAAGAUUAAAAAGUUCCGAGAUGCUUUUGAUAUUACUUUUGAUAGUUUACUUGAAAAAAUCAAACAAUCAAAAUAAAUGUGUGCACAAUACAUACAAUUGAAUAAGCAAUGGUGAAUCGUUCGAUCAUCAUCUGAUCUGAAUCCA
Molecule: messenger RNA, 1605 nt
Organism: Camelina sativa (false flax)
Lineage: Eukaryota; Viridiplantae; Streptophyta; Magnoliopsida; Brassicales; Brassicaceae
Source: RefSeq, a predicted model, not a curated record